GCCGGUGGAUGGGGUUGCUCCGGGACCUCGCCUUUGGGGGGGGUGGGGAGCAACGCAAACGGGGUAAAUAAUUAAGCUACGUGGAUGAUUUAACCCGCAAACGGCAAUUUCCCUCCCCUGCGUCGUUCACAGCUGCUUUUCUUCUGGCAUACUGAGCGUUUCUGUUUCAUUGCCGCAGCUUUUUGGAGAGAAAGGUCGCCGAAGUGGGUGUUUAAAAAUAACGUGUGUUUUCAGAUCUUCCUGGCUACAGGGAAAUAGCCAAGCUUCCCAAGUACUCCUUGGAAAAUAAGCAAAAGCAGAAGAAAUCCGACAGCUGGACAGACAGCUCAGGUAGCUUCUCUGACCUGAAUGUAGGAGUGGGAGCAAGUCUAGUUUUCAAAAGUAGCCAUUUUUGGUCAAAUCCAAAAUGCUGCAAGAGGAGCAGGAGCGCAGCUCAGACAGCUUCCAGGCCGGGCAAAGUAAACAAUGUGCAAGGCCCCGUAGCGGCUUUCUAGUCCGCAAGAGUUCAGAGGUAUGAAGUAAAAAAUUAAACAAGUCUCUUUGUAAAGACUUAAAUAAUUUGUAUUUGGAUACAGCUGUCCUAGAUGGUUGACAAGAACAGGGAGAAGGCUUCCAAGCAUGUAUAGAAAGAGUGGAACAAGGUAUCUUCUCCAAACUGAUGCUUGGAAAAGAUGUGAAAGUAUGUCAGCUGUAAUAUCUGAGGUAGGAAAACUAAUGGAAAGAAAUGUGACAAUCUUAAAUUUUCCGUGCAGCACCAAGCAGCAGACCUUUAGAGAUGUAUCAGAAUGCUUAGCCAGGUUGUAUUUUCCUUGAUAAAACUUCAGAUUACAGGUUUGUUUUCCUGAUUACCCAGGAUUUGUUUACCAGUUACUCAGGAGAUCAGAGGCUGCAUGUACAGUUAAUGUACAGGUAGAGCUAAUGUAUACAGGUAAAAUGUUUUCGGUAACAAACAACUGUGAACAGAAUAGUUAAAUAGUUAAAAUAGAUUCCAAGGCACAGAAGCUGAGAUGGUUUAAUUUAAACUUUUUUGUUGUUUUUGUUAAACCAUUAAGAGGACUACUUAUAAAAUUACACAAGCAUUCAAAACAAUAAAAUGAAAGGUGGUUAUGCUUUUGGCAUCAUUUAGUUGAAGCUGCUGUUCACAGUAGCUUGUAUAUUGCAUGGAAAUCAGAACUUAUAAAAAAUAAGAGGAAGGAGUUACUAUUCAAACAGAAACAAAACACUUGAGGCAAUGCAAGCAUCAGCAGCUCCCCAGUCCUGAAUUUGAGUUUUCCAUGCGUUCAGAAGAACAAUUGUGUUAUGCUUUAAUGAUGCAGAUUUGUGAAACUUUUUGCAAUAUGCAAGGUGUCCUUUCUCUUGGAUUUUCCUUUUUAUCUUAAAUAAGUCUUUUACAAGUAGCUUUAAGCUAUUUGGUUAAAAAUGUGUUUCCCUAGUAGGUACGUUUUCUGUCUCUUGCUGUUUGUGAUGUCUGCUCUGGAAGACAAGCUUGUGACUUGAUGGAGUUUUGUAAUGUGGAAGAAAUUAUUUUUAAGACUUUAUAUUUUUCAUUAUACUGGAAGUCCAGUAAUGGUCAUAACCAACUUUUCUUGCGUCUGGGGGUUCGUAUGUAAGCGUAUACUUACUUGGGAGGGAAACUAUGAAAAACACUCAAUACCAGACUGAACUUCUCCCAGGGGUGCACUGUCAGCAUAAAAUUCACAUUUCUUUCUGAUUUUUCCUUAGUUAUUUUUUUGCUAAAUUUAAUUUUUAAGCUUAGAAUAAUUGAAAGAAAACUCCCAACAUGCCAACACCAUUACUAGAUGAAAGACAAAUUUCUCUAUUGUGCUGCUGUUUACUUUGUGAAAUGUGUUUUCUUUGUUUCCCUUCUUGAAGAAAGAGGUAGUUCUGUGUUGUGUGAACAACCCAGGCAAGCUGCAUAACUGAAACUGGGAAAAUGUGGCUGAAAACCUGUCCAGAGUGGGCAAUACUGGGUACUACUACAGUCAGCCUUGAAAAAAAUACUAGGUUUUGAGCUGUUAAUACUUUUCAGAAGGUGUCUUAAUUGAAGGAGGUUUGAUGCAUCUGUUCUUUAACAUGAGGGUGACCUUUAAAGCCUGCUAAAAUUCACAAAUGGAAUUUUUUUGUCGAUGCUUCUGGAUUUGCAUCAAGCUCUAAAACAAGUUUCACAGCUGUUGUGAAAACUCUAACCAUUUGCCAGUUAUCAGUUGCUGUGUAUUGUAGGGGUAAGAACCUCUGUUAAGUCUCACUUCCUUUUUGUUUGAUGCUAAAAGUAGGAACCCCAAUAACCCUCAGUUUGGUUUUGCUAUUUUAAGCUCACAUUCAAAAGAAGUAUGAGUACAUGGAAGAACAGCAGACCUCAUGAAAAUGAGUAAGUGUGUUUUCCUUGACACCUGCUUCUCCACGUGAAACCUGGAGUUGCUGGUCUUGUUCUAAUGAAGAAUCGGGUUACAGUGCUUAUCAGAAAGUACACAAAAAUGUUGUUCAAAACAAGCAGUUUAGCUUUUCAGAGGUCACCAAAUGUUUUUCUUAGCUACGGUUAUGUACAAUUUUGCAAUUUAUGAUUCUCUGCACUCUGAUUUUUUCUUAAUUUAAUGGCACACCCAAGUGGCCAAACAAAGGCAUAUCACUCUAGAUUGGCAGCAAGUUACCUGCACUGAAACUGCUAAGACCCAGAAUUUUUAUGCUUUGAAUAUAGUUGCCAAUAAACAAAAACUUACUGGUUAAGCAAGUGCUUUUCUGCCAAGCUCCAAGGCACAAUCUUUUAAAGAAUUAUGGUUUCAUGUUUGGAACAAAAGUCUGGAAGUUGGACAAUCUGGAUUCUAUUUGCAGAUCUGCCACAGCCUUUAUUCCAUGCCUCUAGUGAAAUAUCUUGAGAUCUGGAUUUGAGAGGUGCACUGGGAGUUCAUAUAGGAUCCCCUCUCUCUUGGAGUUCGUCUUAUUUUAAAAUAAACUUAAAAGCUGCCACUUUUGCAAAGUCAGAGUUCUGAACUGUAACUUACUGCUACUAUUUUAGGAGUUCAGUGCUAAGCAAUAGCACACCCAAUUUACAUAGAGUUAUAAAUAAUAAUUUUUUUUUCAUCUUUUUAUAGAAAGCGUGACUAUGAAGGGUUUCUGUGUUCUCUGCUGUUGCCUGCGGAAUCUCGAACGUCUGCUUUUGCCUUGAGAGCCUUCAAUGUGGAACUGGCUCAGGCAGGUGGCCAGAAACUGCCAAUGCAACCAGGGAAGUUGGUAAUGCUUGCCAGAAAGGAGCGAUCCAGGAAAUCUGCUGACCAAGUAAAAUCCCAGAUCAGCUUCUGUGGACUGUGCUUCUGGCAACCUGUGCUGCUGCCCUCCCUCGCUGCUGUUACCACUGCUGCUUUUCCUUCUGGGAAGAAAGCUAAGGCGAGGGUUGCACAGGACUUAAUCUCCAUGGGUUUCAAAGUCAGAUUAAAGAUUCCAUAACUCAGAAGACUAUAGGUUUGAUGCGAAUGCAGUUCUGGAGGGAGGCUGUGGAAAAUAUAUACUGCGAUAACCCACCACAUCAGCCAGUUGCUACAGAGCUGUGGAGGGCUGUCAAGAGGCAUAACUUGACUAAAAUGUGGUUUAUGAAGAUCAUUGAUGAAAGAGAGAAGAACUUGGAUGAUAGAGCAUACUGCAACAUCCAGGAGCUUGAAACGUAUGCGGAGAACACUCAGAGUGCUCUCUUGUACCUCACCUUGGAAAUGCUGGGUGUGAGGGACAUCCAUGCUGACCAUGCAGCCAGUCACAUUGGGAAAGCACAAGGCAUAGUUACCUGUUUGAGAGCAACUCCGUAUCACAGUACAAGACAAAAGGUCUUUCUUCCCAUGGACAUUUGUAUGUUGCAUGGAGUUUCACAAGAGGAUUUCAUAAGAGGCAAGCAAGAGAAAAAUGUGAGAGAUGUAAUUUAUGACAUUGCCAGCCAGGCCCAUAUUCAUCUAGAACAUGCUAGAUCUUUCAGUAAGAAAGUUCCUGUGAAGGCAUAUCCUGCUUUUUUCUGUACGGUUGCUUUAGAUGAUUAUUUAUGUAAUUUGCGAAAAGUGGACUUUAAUAUAUUUCAUCCAAGCUUACAAAAGAAGAGUACGUUAUUACCACUGCAUUUAUAUAUUAGAUCUUGGAAAAAAACAUAUUAA
Molecule: messenger RNA, 4130 nt
Organism: Egretta garzetta (little egret)
Lineage: Eukaryota; Metazoa; Chordata; Aves; Pelecaniformes; Ardeidae
Gene: NDUFAF6
Product: NADH:ubiquinone oxidoreductase complex assembly factor 6
Exons: 9
Coding region: 3462-4130 (222 amino acids)
Biological process (GO): mitochondrial respiratory chain complex I assembly; biosynthetic process
Cellular component (GO): mitochondrion
Source: RefSeq, a predicted model, not a curated record